Blumeria graminis f. sp. triticale is the source of this 4284-nucleotide messenger RNA. The record is from the annotation of a GenBank genome assembly. NCBI's taxonomy places the organism in Eukaryota, Fungi, Ascomycota, Leotiomycetes, Helotiales, Erysiphaceae.
AUGUCGGGAACAAAUCGAAAUUUAUCGACUGUCAACCCUCAAUCUGAUAUAACCACCACAGCUACAACUUCAGAUGUUGCUGCUCAUAAAUGGAAACAUCUGCAUCCAACACCCUUGAAAAUAAGUAGCGACCACGACUUUCCCACUCAAGAUACUCCCUCUUUUCACGAUGCUCUAACCAAUAAUCAGUCUUGUAAAUCAGUACCUAUGCCAGCUAGACCUGGAAGGAAUAGAAACGAAGUCUCCAAAUGUCGUCAUCCUAAAAUAAGCUCACUCAAAAAAGAUACCCGCCCGAAACCAUACGUGCUCGAAGUGCCUAAUGAUGCUCCUCGACUCUCUUCAAACAUCUAUUCUGAUUUCUUUCCCUGGGUGGGAAAUAAUCCAGAGGAUCAGUUUUCAGAAACUAUAAUUCGGCAAGGCUACUACGACAAAUGUCAAUCGGCCCAAAUUGAAAUAGGUUCGGCCCGCUCCACAGUCUUUCCCGCACUCAAACACAAAAGUGGCUUGCAGACAUUAUCUUCGACUAUAACUUCCAUACUUCUCCAAAGAAGAUCACACAGCCAGAUUGUAUCUACGUCAACCUUCAAGCCACCUCCACGAGUUACUGUAACUGAUACCAAAAGGGAAAUGUGGCUUAAAGAUCUAGCAAAUCCGAGCGUUUCUUUGCGUCGUCUUAGCCGUUCAAUUCCUCACGGGGUGCGCGGAAAGGUGCUAUUAGAACAAGCACUAGCCAAGUACAUCCCGAUUGAACGAACUGUAUGGCUAGCUAGAUGUGUCGGAGCCAAUGAACUAAGAUCUUUUAGGAGAAAGGGUGUAAGUGGUACAUUUAGUAUGGGAGGAGAAACAAAAUGGAUACGCGACUUUACAAUAUGUGUUGAGCAAUUCCUAGAGAGUAUUAUGGGGUCUUGCAGCGUUAAUAAUUUUAAGCUAAAAAUUGAUUAUGCAAUUCGACUUGCCACUCAUUUUUAUGAUGAAUCAUUACUAGAUCGUGACCACUACUUGGAAUGGAUUAUAUCAUCAUUUGAGAAUACCACUCAAACUAAGCUGCCAUUAUGGCUCCUUAUAGUACAGAUUUAUUGGAAAGAUUUAUCACGAUAUCGGAAGUAUGGAUGCCGGUUAUCGUUUGGAUUGCUGUACCAUUUAUCCGAGAUUGCAAGCAGUUCUGAUAUUGAUCUGCUGGUUCCACUUUCAGAGCGUGUAACUAAUUUGAUAAAAGACCAAAUGAUAUGGAAUCGUAACAAUUUCGUAGCACCCAAAGCAUGGGCUCAAUACAGAGGCUUAACUUACUCAAAUGUUGUCAUUGGCGAUAAAAAAAUUGUUCCAUUUUAUGAUACUAUCGACCUAAGGAAUUCUAGGCUAAUCACUACCUACAAGACUAAAACUUUAUCGCCACAACAAAAACUAUUGAAAUUACUUGACGAAACUCUUACAGGUCUGUAUACAAACAAAACGGCUUGUGAAGCCUGGAGCUUGUGCGAUGACAAAAUUCUUCUGGCGCAAGCAAUUGUAAAUUGGUCUACUUCAUCGUGCAGGCCUGGUAAGACCAAAAUUUACGUUGCGGCUCGAAUUCUUAGAACCUGGUAUAAUUUUAGUAUAAACAUCACAGAAAUUAUCUUAAGCUUCCUCGAAUUGGACUGUUGCGAGUCUGGUCGCAACAAGGCCGACCUUUAUCACCUCAUAUCUGAGCUAGCCCGAUCAGGUCACUUUUAUACGCCUUCAUAUGUACAGUGGAUAAUUGCUCGUGGAGGCGUACAAUGCCCUCAGGCUCUGGACUUAGACGGGCCCUGCGCUACACGCUUGCUAGCUGAAUUACCAAUUUCUAAUCAGAGUAAACCGAUUUUAGAUAUGCGAUUGAUGCUCAUGAGCAGAGCUAAUUAUUCCACGCAUGAAGAGAUACAAUCGGUCCGUAAAUGCAAAUCAUUACUAUGCAGGCGUCUAUCUAGGGCACAAAAUGAUGUAAGCCUAGAAUCUCAUGACUCGAAAGACCUGCUGGAAGAUACUAGGAGACUAUUCUCUAGUACCAGCCGAACGGUGAAAUCGGAGAUAGGCCUGUGGCUAAGAGAUCAAGUCAUCCACAUGAUGAGACUGCCUGAUACUUUGUUAAAAGAUUUAGAAGAUCCCAAAAAAGAAUUCAAGGCGUCAACCAUCACUUCAUCAGAAUUUGAUAUAGUUUGUCAAAGCCUCGAAGAUUUAGAAGAUAUUUCAAUGUUAGCGGAUGUAUUGAAGAUCGUGUCGACUUGCAAUGAUAUUAACAUCCUUACUUUAUGUACUGAUACUUUAAACCUGCACCGCGAAAAUCUUGCUGCGAUAGGCGCAUUGUCUGAAAUUUUCGGAGCUCUUCUGUCCCGCUCACGAGAGAUAAGAGAAAUAACCAAUUUCGCUCCAGUAAGUUUCUUAGAAGCCUUGUUAGAGCUAGGUUCAAGGAUCGAGAAUCAGGAUAUAGUUAUUGAAGAAUUAAACCAAGAGUUAUCACGAAUCUACAAUAAGCCUAAGAUAGAUGCAUGCUCUCCUAUUUCUGAUUGUCAUGGUAUUCCUGAACCAGCAGAUCCUAACAUUAUCGAGGAAAUCGAGAAACUAAUGACAUAUGGAACUAACUUUGACCAUAAAGCACUAGAGAAGUUAUUUUGGAAAACUACCGCAAUACUGGAAAGCUCAUGGGAAAACCUUUUAGAGAAGCAGCGUACAUGCGGAAUGUUACUCACCAAGAUCCGAACACAUGAAGCUCGCCAAUUUGAUACAUUAAUGGCGAAGUGGCUUGAGAGAAUUAUUGAUCUGCCAUGCAGACCAAAUUUGAUACAAAUCUGCGCGCCGCUAGUUUGCACUGGCUGCUUGACACUUCAUAUUGUCCUCAGCAAUUGCGAGGAUAAAUUCAACGAUACCUAUUCCAAAAAGCAGUCAGAUGUUAGUGAUCUAAACCUAGAAGUUCUUGAUUUAAUAUUUUCAUGUCCGAAAACCUUGGAAACAUUGAAUUCAGAAGAAGCCAAUAGAUUCCGAAUCAAGCAAAUGGAUUUACUCAGAAACUCAUUAACUGACGCGAUCUGUGCCUUGCGGCUAGCUUUCGAGAUUUUUCAAACAAGCUCUAGAACAACACAUAAUAUAUGUCGAUCUGAACUAAAUUAUUUUAAAAAUAAGAAUAUGCAGCAACUUCUCCAAAAUUUAGUUUUGUUUGAGACAGAUAUAUUCGUCCAUGAACUCCUAAUUCCACUGUUAAAUAGCUCUAACUCUGAUGCCAAAGCUGCUAUAAAUAAAGCUAUCGAUCUUGUUUUAAAUCCUUCUAGUUUCCAUGUCAAAAUGAAUGCAGAGGCUCUCCUUAACAUUGUGGAUGAUCUAUCCAUGCAAUUUUGUCGGGUGAAACUUAUUAUAAUGUUUGGGGCCCUGAAGGUGGGACAAGGUCUAGAUGACAAUUUGGGUAACUUGGAAUCUUUUUACAUCGCAAUUGAGUCCGCUAUUUUUACAGGGAAAGGGAACUGGGCUAAUUUGGUUCCAUUGCUUGAUAUAAAUCCUGCCCAAUAUCUUCGGCACAGAGCGGAAACUAAGUUUAUUUCUCUCAUACCGUCUCUAAAGAACAUCGGUGAUUUAAAUUUGUCUACUCAUGAGGGUCGGGUUUCAAUUUGCAAGGAUCUUCUACUCGUAAUCAGUACUGCGACUUGUAGUCCUUCCGCCGCACCAUCUCAGCAUAAUGAUGACUCACAGCUCAUCUGCGAAAUAUCAGAUGUAUUAAAUGGACUAUGGCUCAUAUUAUCAAGCUCACAAACACAGGAUCUCAAGGAUUUUAUCAUAGAAAAAUGGAUUCCACUACUUCUCUCAUUCAUAUCAGCCCAUACUCCUAUUCUAGAGGCAAUAAAUUCUUUAACUGAGAGCAAGGCAAAAAUAGUUCAUACUUUAGUCUCUUUUAUGUACCACCUCCAGAUUUUUAAUACUAAUCAAGACGGAAUCGAACCUUUGGUAGAAAAUUGUUACGACCUUGCCAUUCAUUUAGCAGACUACCUUCCUGAUGAUAUCCGUCAACAAUGUUUCAAAAACCUUCAUGAUGGCACUUAUACUUUUCAGUUAUCAUAUCUCUUCAACUACACCUCAGGCGAUAAUGAAAAUCUAGUCUUGAGCCAAAAUGACCCAAAAAUAGCAGAUCAGUCAGCUGAAGCUUCUGAUAAGGACUGGUCAGAAAAAGAACAGCUAAAACCUUUCUACAUACGAAGAUGGGAAAUGCUUGGCGAACCCACGCCCAAUAUGUUCGAAAACGACACAAGCCUUAGCUUGACAUUAUUUGGAGCACGAAGGAGCUAG